CUCUCUCUCUCUCACUCACUCACUCACACACGCACACACACACACACAUACACACACAGAGGCAGAGCUGCGGGCGCGUGUUUAAGCUUCACAGUGAACUGUUUGGACCCGAACCAUGGCUCACGUGUCUCAGCUUUUCCGAGUGUCUCGUGUGUGGCUCCACCCCCUCUGUCGGUUCUCCGCUGCGGUACCGGCCGCGUGUCCGGGUCCGGGUCCCGAUCUGAGCCGGCGGGUGAGCAGCAGACACGGAGGAAGAAUUCGGAGCUGCACCGUAGACCCGAACCUGGAGGAAGAGUUUGUGUUCGUGGACGUGACAGCUCCAGAGGUCGACCCAGGUCAGAAAGAGAAAGACCUGCUGCACCAGCUGAGCCUGGCUUCUUCUGCUCUGCCCCUGGCUCCGCCCCUUGCCUCUGCCCCCCACAAACAGCUGAGGUCUCUGGAGCAACAGCUGCAGGUGUUGAGGGGCGGGGACAUGAAGGAGGUGGAGCCCGAGGCUCUGAUCCAGUUCCAAGACGUGGACUUUCCACUCGACGAAAACCUUGUGGCUUCAAAAACCAAGAAGAUGAAGAAGAAGAGGGCGGAGCCUAAAGGCAUGCACAAAAUCUUCGGGACACCCGACGCGGACGAGCCCGUCAGCGACACCUGCUGCUCGGGCUGCGGUGCUGUUCUGCACUGCACGGCGCUCCACGCCCCCGGGUACAUGCCCAGCGAGAAAUACAAGGCGCUGCUGCGUGAGGGGCGACUGGGCGGAGCCACCUGCCAGCGCUGCCACCUGCUCACCCACCACCAGAAGGCGCUCCACCUGCAGGUGUCCAGAGACGAAUACCGCACUGUGGUGCAGAAGCUCCGCCCCCACCGAGCGCUGGUUCUUCUCGUCGUUGACCUUCUCGACCUCCCGGACUCCAUCGUCCCCGACCUGCCGCAGCUGAUCGGCGCCAAUAAACACGUGGUCGUCCUCGGCAACAAGAUCGACCUUCUGCCCGGAGACUCGCCCGGGUUCCUGCGGCGGAUCAAGGGUCAGCUGGCAGUUUACUGUCAGGAGGCGGGCUUCGGGAGCCAGGUCACCGACAUCCACCUCAUCAGCGCCAAGACGGGCUACGGCGUGGAGGCGCUGGUCUCCGCCCUGCAGCGCUCCUGGAAGUACAAAGGCGACGUUUACCUGGUGGGCGUGGCCAACGCGGGCAAGUCCACACUCUUCAACACGCUGCUCAUGUCCGAUCUGUGCAGGUCCAACGCCGAGGACGCCGUCCACAAGGCCACCAUCUCGCCAUGGCCCGGAACCACUCUGAACUUGCUCAAGUUUCCCAUCGCUAACCCGACGGCGUACAAAAUGUUCCGCCGCCAGCAACGGCUGAGGGAGGAGGCCACGCCCACAGACGACCAGCUGUCACAUGACAAGAGGUGGAGACUGCAAGAGUUCAGGAGGCAGGGCUAUUUUGUGGGUCGUGUGGGUCAAACGUUCCGUGCAGACGUCAGAUCCACCGCCGGUGAGAUCCAGUUUGAUCCGGAUCGUCUGGCGUUUGGCGAGGAUGAAGAUGAUGAUGAUGAUAAGGCGUCGACAGGUGUCAGCCAGGCUUCGACCUUGAACGAUGUGAAGGACGCUCACUGGUUGUACGACACGCCGGGCAUCAUGAAGGAGGACGAUAUCCUGGACCUGCUGACAGAACAGGAAGUGAGGUCAGUGGUUCCUGCUCGCGCCAUCGUCCCGCGCACCUUCGUCAUGAAGCCCGGGAGCUCGCUGUUCGUGGGGGGCGUGGCCAGGAUCGACUUCAUACAGGGCCUGAAGUCGUGCUGGUUCUCUGUCAUGGCGUCCAGUCUCGUCCCCGUUCACGUCACCAGUCUGGACAAAGCCGACAGUCUUUAUGAGAAACACGCGGGACACGACCUGCUGCAGGUUCCUAUGGGAGGGUCAGAGCGCAUGAAGCAGUUUCCAGCGUUGGUUCCUCAGGAUGUGAGGUUGAAGGGGCGUGGCUACCUGGAGGCAGCUGCUGACAUCACACUGUCGUCUGCAGGCUGGGUGUCUGUGACGGCGGUGGACGGAGACGAGGUCUUGCUGCAGGUCCGUGGUCCGGCGGGGACAGGUUUUGGCGUGCGGACGCCGCCGCUGCUUCCUCACAUCGUGACUCUCAAAGGAAAACGCGUGAGGAAGUCGAGCGCCUACAAACCCAUGAAGACGCCGCCGCUGGUGGACGUGGGUCUGUCCACCCAGAGACUGAACAACAAGAAGUGAUGUCAUCAGACAUAAUAAUCCACUGUUACCAUGGUAACAUGUUGCUCCUGUACAGCAGCGUGUGUCAGCAGGGGUCAGAGUUCACUCAUGUAAAAGUUUUUGUUUUGAUAUAAAAAAAUAAAACCGAUAAAAACGUUUAUAUAA
This is a messenger RNA of Solea solea (common sole), 2374 nucleotides long. It is a transcript of the gene noa1, whose product is annotated as nitric oxide associated 1. Bases 116 to 2230 code for a protein of 704 amino acids. Gene Ontology annotation, molecular function: GTP binding. The record is from RefSeq and is a predicted model, not a curated record. NCBI's taxonomy places the organism in Eukaryota, Metazoa, Chordata, Actinopteri, Pleuronectiformes, Soleidae. The transcript has 9 exons.